Messenger RNA from Corvus hawaiiensis (hawaiian crow), 1087 nucleotides. It is a transcript of the gene TNFRSF17, whose product is annotated as TNF receptor superfamily member 17. Bases 1 to 1035 code for a protein of 344 amino acids. Gene Ontology annotation, biological process: tumor necrosis factor-mediated signaling pathway. The transcript is spliced from 5 exons. The record is from RefSeq and is a predicted model, not a curated record. Lineage: Eukaryota; Metazoa; Chordata; Aves; Passeriformes; Corvidae. Gene Ontology annotation, molecular function: signaling receptor activity.
AUGGAGUUGCCUGCGUUCCUUGCGCGCUCAGGAACUGCAACUCCCGGCGGCCUCCGCGCGCGCCGUGUGUCCCUGCCGGCCCCGCCCCCUUUUCCAGGGGGAUGCGGGACACGGAGUUGGCGCGAGCGCCUGAGGCGGGACGGGAAGUGUCCGGGUCAGCUCCCAUCGGUGCAAAACUGCACCGAGCCCGACCUGGAGAGCGGAGGUGCAGAGGCACAGGGCAGUGGCGGCAUCCGCGCUGGCUCAGCAGAGCUCCCAGUGAGGCUGUGGGAGCACACGCCCUCCCACGGGAUGCAAGAGGGAACGCUGCCGUACCUGUUCAGCCAAAAGUGGACAGGAUGCAUGGAAAAUUCCAAUUUUGAAGGACAUGAUGUGCUGGAUCAUGUCCUGAGAAAGGCAGUGGAGCUGGGGAAGGGGCUGGAGCACAAGUCUGAUGAGGAGUGGCUGAGUAUUAACACACAGUUUAUUCACACCCUUUCUUAUUGCAGUGACUCCCUGACAUGGAGAAGCUCUGAGCUGACAUGCCUACUGCUGGAUACCAUAAUAGAUCUAGGCCAGAUCUCCUGCCUUAUAAACACGGCCCUAGGAAGUAAAACUCCAUUAACUGACUGGAUUAAUGAAUUAAAGCUGCUUGCCAUGUGGUCAGGUACCGAUUCCAGUGGAAUUCUUUGGAUUUGUUUGGGCUUAGGUGUGAUUUUAAUACUCACUCUGUUCACCUUAAUGGUCUUGUUUAAAUGGAAGCACCUAAAGCAACUAAAAGAAAAACUGGAAAACACAGACUCCUCUGCGGAGCCGAAUAAUAGUCUCAAGGAUAAUACUGAAAGCAGUGUGAAUACAGAAGAAAUUAGACACACAAUUCCAAGUGAAACAUUAAUGUAUUCAGUGGAAGAAUGCACUUGCAGUGACUGUGGCUUGGUAAAACCUCAGACUGGCUGUGAAACUUCAUUUCCAUUACCAGCUACUGAAGAACGAGCUACUGUUCUAGUUACCACCAAAUCUUUUGAUUAUUACAACUACGUUCUGGGUGUUGGAUGACUGGGAGAGAAGUGUAUUUGUACUGAGUAAUAAUAAAUGAGUUAUUCCAGUA